Molecule: messenger RNA, 1997 nt
Organism: Erythranthe guttata (spotted monkey flower)
Lineage: Eukaryota; Viridiplantae; Streptophyta; Magnoliopsida; Lamiales; Phrymaceae
Product: pectinesterase inhibitor 9
Biological process (GO): negative regulation of catalytic activity
Molecular function (GO): enzyme inhibitor activity
Source: RefSeq, a predicted model, not a curated record
AUAAAAUUUAAAAAGAAAUAGAAGACUCGUGAGCCGAUCCUCCAAUGCAAUCUAAUUUAUAUUGGAUUUUAUGUUUAUAAAAAGUAAAAUUACUGAAUAAUAUAUCAUUACUCAUCCACAUGUCAUGUAUACAAUAAUAUGAGAUCAAUCCCGCAAGGAUGGCCUAGCGGUUGGAGCAAGUGUUUAUGUGUCAAUUUAUCCACGUUUAAAUUUCAUUGUCAAUGGUCACUAGGUGGAGUUUGUCGCACGUGGUUAACCUAGAGCGGUUUACGUCUCUCGUAUUGUUUGCAAGCUAUUAUACGAAAGUGUAGGUUCCUUCAUUACCAAAAAAAAAAAAACAUCUGAGAUUCAAGAAAUGGUCUAGCGGUUGAAGCAAGUGCAUCCUUAUCAAUUGACCCAAGUUCAAAUCAUCUUGCCAAAGGUCAUUAUGUCGAGCUUGUCACACAUGGUUAGUCUAAAACGGCUGAUGUCUCUCAUAUAAUUUGGAAGCUAUUAUACAAGAGUGUAGAUUAACUCAAUGCACUUAUAUAGUUAGAGCUGCAAGUUCCUUCAUUACCGACAAAGAAAAUGAGAUCAAACUGUAAAAAGCAAGUACCAAUAUUAAAUAGUAAAUACAACAUUGCUUAGAUAAGAUCGAAUUGCAUAAAAUAAUUAAGCAAUAAUGGUCCUAUUUCAUGGAGUUCAUUUUAGAAGCAAUACACCCCCCUUUUAAUUUGCUUGACCUACAUAAAUUAAAUUGAAUUAUAAUAAUAACACCUAGAUUUCACAUUAGAAGCAAAGCAAAACUCACGAUCUAGAAAUAACUCAAACCCCUUAUCAUGUGACUGCAACAGAAUUUUUAUAUAAUAUUAAUUAAUAAAUGUAUUCACAUCUAAUUGCAUUUGCAUGUGCCUCCCCUCCAUAUUUUAACAUAUAGUUUAAAUUAUAAUAAUUCAAUCAAUAAAAUCACCUGACAUUUUCAGACCUUUAUAAAAACCCCUCUUAAAUUCCUCAAAUCUCAAAUCUCACCAUAUCAAAAAAACCCAUCACAAGUUAAUUUUUCAUAAACACACACACACACACACACACACACACACACACACACACACACACACACACACACACACACACACACACACACACACACACACACACACACUAAAAUUGAAUAUGGCUGCACAAAUAAUCUCUUCUUGUACUAAACAUUUUCUCAUAAUCCUCACCGUAUUUCUAACGCUGACGUCGCUCGCCCGUCACACUUCUGCAGCUUCCAAAAAAGUGUCGUUGUCGGCAUCGCGGGCCUUCAUAAAAAAAUCAUGCAAUACGACGACGUAUCCAUCCCUCUGCAUCAAAACCCUAACCCCCUACGCCCCCUCGGUGGGGACCAGCCGCUUCAAGCUAUGCAACGCGGCCCUUUCGGCCGCCAUAAAGGCGGCCGGAAACUGCUCCGCGGCCGUGUCGAAGCUAUCGUCGACACAAAAGGGGAUUGCGAGGCCGGAGGCGCGCGCGAUUAAGGAGUGCAUAAGCGAUCUGAAGGAUGCAGUGUACGAGCUGAAGCAGACGGUGGCCGCAAUGGGCCGUCUGGGGAAGGGCGCCGACAGGGAUUUCCAGUGGGCGAAUGCGAAGACGUACGCCAGCGCAGCGAUAACCGACGCGGAGACGUGCGUGGACGGGUUCUUGGGCCGGAAGGUGAACCCGGUUGUGAGGAAGAAGAUUAGGAGCUGUGUUGUUGGUGUGGAGAAACUCAUUAGCAAUGCCUUGUCACUUAUUAAUCGCCUUUACUGAACCCUAAUUAUUUAUACAUAAAUAAUUAAUUGUUGUUUGUUUUUAGAUAUAAUACUAUCCCAUAUCCAUAAUAUGAAAUUCAAAGUUAUUUUCCUCAAAUCUAAUUAAAUCAUCUUGUUACAAUAAGAACCUAAGUUAUGGCACUUUGUCUUGUGUCGAAUCAAUCUGUUUUUUAAUAUUUUCUUCAUUAUAUAUACAUAUUUUCUUACAUAUCAAAUAUUGCCACUAAUUAU